AUGAAUUUCAAAAACCGAAUAAUUAUUAUAACUGGCGCAUCGAGUGGCAUUGGAGCUCAUGCAGCUGAAGUUAUUAGCAAACUAGGUGGCAGUGUUGUUAUAACUGGAAGAAAUCAAGAUAAUUUAAAAAGAACUGUAGAAAAAUGUGAGGGUGAAACUUUUCCAAUUAUUGCCGACGUGAAUAAUGAAGAAGAUCGUUCAAAAAUAAUCAAACAAACACUCGAGAAGUAUGGAAAAAUCGAUGUGCUUGUAAAUAAUGCAGGAAUUGGAUCACGUGGCACUAUAUUAGACACAAAAAUGGAAACUUUCGAUAGCAUGAUGAACACAAAUGUCAGAUCAGUUUUUCAUUUAACACAACUUGCUGCACCACAUUUAAUCGAAAGUAAGGGAAAUGUCGUGAAUGUUGCAUCAUUUGUUGGCAUGAGACCAAUUCCCGGGAAUCUUUCUUACGGUAUGUCAAAAGCUGCGCUCGAUUAUUUCACAAAAUGUGUUGCUUUAGAAUUGGCACCGAUGGGUGUGAGAGUAAACUCUGUGAAUCCUGGAAUAAUAUUGACUGAAUUUCAAAAGCGUAUAGGAAUGAAUGAAGAAAGUUAUGAUUCGUUUUUACAACAAAUUCAGAACAAAACGCCAAUAGGAAGAGUUGGAACCGUUGCUGAAAUUUCACAAGCAAUUGCAUUCUUAGCAUGCAACGAAGCUUCUUCCUUCAUUACUGGAGUAACUUUAUCAGUUGAUGGCGGCCUAAAAAUUAUCGCCCCUUAA
Messenger RNA from Clunio marinus, 759 nucleotides. NCBI's taxonomy places the organism in Eukaryota, Metazoa, Arthropoda, Insecta, Diptera, Chironomidae. The record is from the annotation of a GenBank genome assembly.